Trichoderma reesei QM6a is the source of this 951-nucleotide messenger RNA. RefSeq lists its product as uncharacterized. The transcript has 2 exons. Gene Ontology annotation, cellular component: nucleolus. Gene Ontology annotation, biological process: maturation of LSU-rRNA from tricistronic rRNA transcript (SSU-rRNA, 5.8S rRNA, LSU-rRNA); ribosomal large subunit assembly. Lineage: Eukaryota; Fungi; Ascomycota; Sordariomycetes; Hypocreales; Hypocreaceae. The record is from RefSeq and is a predicted model, not a curated record. Gene Ontology annotation, molecular function: rRNA binding. The coding region runs from base 1 to 951 and encodes 316 amino acids.
AUGCUUCGUCAAGUAAAACCCCGAAAUGCCCGCUCCAAGCGAGCCCUCGAGAAGCGCGAGCCCAAGGCCAACGAAAACCCCAAAACAUGCCUCUUCCUCCGCGGCAACAACUGCUCGCAGGUCGUCCAGGACGCCAUGAACGACCUCUUUGCCAUGCGCCAGCCCCUCUCCAAAAAGUUCACCAAGAAGAACCCCAUCCACCCGUUUGAGGACGCCGCCUCCAUCGAGUUCUUCUCCGAGAAGAACGACGCCAGCCUCUUCGUCUUUGGGUCCUCGCAGAAGAAGCGCCCGCACGCCAUGACGCUGAUCCGCACCUUUGGCCACAAGGUGCUCGACAUGCUCGAGCUGCACCUCGACCCCGAGACGUACCGCUCCAUCGCGCAGUUCAAGACCAAGAAGUUCGCCAUCGGCAUGCGGCCCAUGCUGCUCUUCGCGGGCAGCGCCUUUGAGAGCCCCGUGCCCAACGAGUACACGCUCGCCAAGAGCAUCCUCCUCGACUUCUUCAAGGGCGAGCCGUCGGACAAGAUCGACGUCGAGGGCCUGCAGUACAUCAUCUCCGUCGCCGCCGAGGACGUCGCCGGCGAGGGCGACGCCAAGCCCACCAUCCACCUGCGCGUCUACACAAUCAGCACCAAGCGCAGCGGCCAGAAGCUGCCCCGCGUCGAGGUCGAGGAGAUUGGGCCCCGGAUGGACCUCCGGGUGGGACGCAUGCAGGAGGCCGACGAGGCCAUGCUCAAGGAGGCCAUGAAGAAGCCGCGCGGCACCGAGGAGCGGACGAAGAAGAACGUCACCAUGGACUCUAUGGGCGACAAGCUGGGUCGCGUGCACUUGGGCAAGCAGGACUUGAGCCAGAUGCAGACGAGGAAGAUGAAGGGCCUGAAGCGGUCUCGUGAUGACGGAGUUGAGCUGGAGGAUGUCAUCGUGGAUGAACCCAAGAGGGCGAGGAAGUAA